AUGGAACCAAUCAUAUCAAUCAAGCAACUCAGUAAAAACUACGGCGAGAAAAAGGUCCUCAGCGAUAUUUCCCUGGAUAUUUAUCCCGGGCAGAUCAUUGGUUAUAUCGGCCCCAACGGAGCGGGUAAAAGCACCACGGUGAAGAUCCUUACCGGCAUCAUUCAUGAUUACGAAGGAGAAGUGCUGGUCAACGGAAAGCCGCUGCGCGACCAGGUAUUAGCGGUCAAGGCAAUGACCGGUUAUAUACCCGAGCUGGCCGAACUCUAUGAUUUGCUCACGCCUGCCGAGUACCUGAACUUCAUUGGUAAGCUGCAUCACCUGCCCGCCGCUGUUAUUGAAGAGCGUGCGCAGAAAAUGCUGGAUUCCUUUGGUUUAUCAGCCAAUAUGCAUCAGCGGAUGGAUAGCUUUUCAAAAGGUAUGCGCCAGAAAGUACUAUUGGUUGCCGGGCUGAUUCAUAAUCCUUCCAUCGUGAUCCUGGACGAACCGCUGUCUGGCCUGGAUGCCAAUGCCGUGAUUAUGGUUAAGGAAUUAUUGCAGGUGUCGGACACGGAUUACCGGUAUGUAUCUUAUCCGCCAAAGAUCUAUGAAGGGCGUGGUACUACAGGUGCUGAAGCGAUGCUGGACGACUUUAUCCUGCACCUGGAAGAACAGAAGCGGGCCUGGUGGAAAAUAUGGCACAGACAGCGGCCGCAGGCACCGGCUUUACCGCGCAGCAGCAAGGGCUGA
Messenger RNA from Ostertagia ostertagi, 726 nucleotides. Lineage: Eukaryota; Metazoa; Nematoda; Chromadorea; Rhabditida; Trichostrongylidae. The record is from the annotation of a GenBank genome assembly.